Molecule: messenger RNA, 952 nt
Organism: Westerdykella ornata
Lineage: Eukaryota; Fungi; Ascomycota; Dothideomycetes; Pleosporales; Sporormiaceae
Exons: 2
Coding region: 208-831 (207 amino acids)
Source: RefSeq, a predicted model, not a curated record
ACCUUCAAAUAUCUACUUAGAUACUGCCGCCGCUGCCCGCCUUCAUCAGCAUCUCCAACUCGGAGUCAGUCUCACUCGCUUUCAAUCCUGCUCCUCUACGUACUUGCCGCCCAAUUACCCUUCCCAUCCAUUUCAAGCUCUCGGAAGAUCUUCGAUAAAUCGAUCCCCUGAACUCUGCUCAAUCCCAAGAACCUACAUCCUGCCACGAUGGCCUCGCGCGCCCAGCCAGCGGCUUUCGCCCUCCUCCGCACCACGCACCACACCCUGCGAACGGGCAGCACAAACACCAGCAUAGCCGCACCUACCACGAUCCGUCCGCUCUCCACCCUCCAGACCAGAACACCCUCCCCGCCACCGUACCAAACCUCCUCCUCCAAGUACCCGUCCCCAAGCACAACGCACUGGACCCGCUUCCGCACGCCCUACUCCUUCACGUCAACACGGCGCUUCACUCGCCCGUCGGCCCCUCUCCUCCUCGCAGACCACUCCUCCUCCUCUUCCGCGUCAUCAACACCUCCCCUCUCCCAAGAAACCACCGACCGCAUAAACGCCAUCAUCGAAACCAUCACGGACCUGUACGGCACCGCGCGCGACGAGUUCGAGAUGGCGGCCGAGGAGACGGAGAAGAAUACGACGUACGCGGCCGAGGACCGGCGGGCGGCGCGCGAGGCGGUGGACGAGCUGAUCAAGUAUUACGAGCAGUGUUGUGGAGGGACAUUAGUGGGCGGUGGUGCUAUUAGGAGUGAGGGUGGAAGAGUGCGCAUGUGUAUGGAUGAUCGGAGUGAUGGAGUAAUAUGCGAGAGAAGGGAGAAAGACGGCGAUUGUGGAUAGAUGCGCAAGAUGUUCGACCCUGUAUACACAUGUACCAAUAUUUGCAUAGAAAUGGAUUUCACGCUCCAACUCCAUUCCAAUAGCGAUACACAAUGCGCGCCAGGGUAUUAUCCACAGCAAC